AGGGGCGUGGCCACAGCAUGGCGGCCUCCAUGUGAAGCUGGAAAGCGCGCCGGGCUUUGCAGAAAAUGCCUGCUGUCUGUGAUUCUCUUCUUGAAGACAUUGAAGAUAUUGUGUCAGCACAAGACCCAAAGCCUCAUGAUAGGCGGUUCAGAAGAGAAAAUAUUAUUCCUAAAGUGCGCAAGCGCAAUUCACAGAAGAAUGUAGAAGCCGAUGAUGAUCCCCCACAUGACAGUGUUAUUCCUGGUGUACAAAAAAUCUGGAUACGUACGUGGGGCUGUUCUCAUAAUAAUUCAGAUGGAGAAUACAUGGCUGGUCAGUUGGCUGCUUACGGAUACAAAAUUACAGAGAAUGCUUCAGAAGCAGACUUGUGGCUACUGAACAGCUGCACUGUGAAGAAUCCGGCUGAGGACCACUUUAGAAACUCAAUUAAGAAAGCGCAAGAAGGAAAAAAGAAAGUUGUCUUAGCUGGAUGUGUUCCACAAGCUCAGCCUCGCCAAGAAUACCUACAAGGCCUGAGCAUUAUUGGGGUCCAGCAGAUAGAUCGUGUAGUUGAAGUAGUUGAGGAGACUAUCAAAGGUCACUCUGUGAGAUUGCUGGGUCAGAAAAAGGAUAAUGGAAAACGGUUGGGGGGAGCUCGAUUGGAUUUGCCCAAGAUAAGAAAGAACCCACUGAUAGAAAUAAUUUCCAUCAAUACAGGGUGCCUGAAUGCAUGUACGUAUUGCAAAACCAAGCAUGCCAGAGGAGAUCUAGCAAGUUAUUCUGUCCAAGAGCUGGUAGACAGAGCUGAACAGUCUUUUCAAGAAGGGGUAUGCGAGAUAUGGCUGACCAGCGAAGACACGGGGGCUUAUGGAAGAGACAUUGGCACAGACCUCCCUACUCUCUUGUGGAGACUGGUUGAAGUGAUCCCUGAGGGAGCAAUGCUGAGACUUGGCAUGACAAACCCGCCCUAUAUUUUGGAGCAUCUGGAGGAAAUGGCAAAAAUCCUCAACCAUCCAAGGGUGUAUGCUUUUCUCCAUGUGCCAGUCCAAACCGCUUCUGACAGUAUACUUAUGGACAUGAAGAGGGAAUACUGUGUGGCAGACUUCGAAAAGGUUGUGGAUUUCCUUAAAGAAAAAGUGUCUGGAAUAACAAUUGCUACAGACAUCAUUUGCGGGUUUCCAGGGGAAACGGAUGAUGAUUUUCAAGAAACCAUGAAACUUGUUGAAAAGUAUAAGUUUCCAAGUCUCUUUAUUAACCAGUUUUACCCACGCCCUGGGACUCCUGCUGCAAAAAUGCAUCAAGUUCCAGCUCAAAUAAAAAAACAAAGAACGAAAGAACUAUCCCGUUUAUUUCAUUCGUACAACCCUUACGAUCACAAGAUUGGAGAGAGGCAGAAAGUUCUGGUUACAGAGGAAUCUUUUGACUCAAAGUUUUAUGUUGGCCAUAAUCAAUUCUACGAGCAGGUUCUCGUGCCAAAAAACCCAGACUUCAUGGGUAAAAUGGUGGAAGUGAACAUUUAUGAAGCAGGGAAACACUUUAUGAGAGGGCAGCCAGUUCCAGAUGCCAGAGUGUUCAGCCCAUCUGUUACUAGACCAUUAGUCAAAGGAGAAGUUUCUGGUUUAACAGAGGAGUUCAGACAUGCGCUGGAGAACGGCUCAGAAUCAAAAACCUGUCCAUCUGCUGAGAAGCAAAAAGUACCAUUGAGCCACAGGGUGGCAAUGCGGUUGCCAUGGCAACAAGGGGAAAAUGUACUGAAGAUGCUGUCACUAAGCAUGGCUCUUCUGGCAGUGCUUAUUGCCUUUUACUAUGGAGGUGUGUAAAUGGAAGGCUGAACUAAAGGAUGAUCUUGUCAAGAGAUGCAAAUUGCUGAUUGAAAACUGCAGUGGCAAAAACUGGUCAAUAAUUCAUACUUUAAGGCGUUGCCUGGAGAGGUGCUCCUAUAUCAAUUUAAAUCCUAUAAUUAUAUUUUCAAGAUCGA
Euleptes europaea (tarantolino) is the source of this 1957-nucleotide messenger RNA. It is a transcript of the gene CDKAL1, whose product is annotated as CDK5 regulatory subunit associated protein 1 like 1. The transcript is spliced from 15 exons. Lineage: Eukaryota; Metazoa; Chordata; Lepidosauria; Squamata; Sphaerodactylidae. Gene Ontology annotation, cellular component: endoplasmic reticulum. The coding region runs from base 66 to 1799 and encodes 577 amino acids. Gene Ontology annotation, molecular function: tRNA (N(6)-L-threonylcarbamoyladenosine(37)-C(2))-methylthiotransferase activity; 4 iron, 4 sulfur cluster binding. Gene Ontology annotation, biological process: tRNA methylthiolation. The record is from RefSeq and is a predicted model, not a curated record.